CAAAAUGGCAAAGACAAAGGAAUGAGCGAGAUAAACGUGAAAAUUAUAAAUAAGAUUGCGAAAUUCACACACAACUGGGCGUUCGGGUGAGGAAAUUGCGAAAAACUCAAGUGCGGAAAAGUGCGUGCCAGAUAAAGAAUGAAAAAAUCUUAAUUGGCGAUGGUGUUGCUGCUGAUUCACCUGCGCCGUCUCAUUCUGCUGCUGAGCGUUGUCUACCUGAGCGGUGCCGUGUUUCGCCGCUUGCUCAGCGAACGGCAUCAUGCUCAUGUGCUGCAGCCCAAUGGCCUGGGCGGUCUAAUGGCUGGCGGUGGUCGUUGGGCCAAGGAUCCCUUGCACUUUCAAUGGUGGGCAUACAUUUACACCUGCUAUGCGUACAUCGUGCUGGUCAACUAUGUGAGCAUGCGACGUUUGACCAAUCUGAUUGAGUUUUUCUUUAGUUAAAAUAAGUUAAGUGUAUCAAAUUGUUAUGGUUAUUUAAUUAAAAUUAUGAGUAGAAC
Molecule: messenger RNA, 497 nt
Organism: Drosophila hydei
Lineage: Eukaryota; Metazoa; Arthropoda; Insecta; Diptera; Drosophilidae
Exons: 2
Coding region: 160-441 (93 amino acids)
Source: RefSeq, a predicted model, not a curated record